AUGCCCGGCCUGUACUGCCCCUCCAGCUGGACUCCCCUGCCCCUCACGGACUCCUGGGUGCGGGCCUACACCAACGGCCCCUGCCUCAGCCUGCUGGCCCGGCUCACCUACCGCAACCCGCAGCCGCAGCCCGUGGACGGAGUGUUCGUGUACCCGCUGGCUGAGGCCGAGGUGGUAUCGGACUUGGAAGCCGAGGCGGCCGGACGGCGCGUGUCCCUCCAGCUGCAGAGCCGGAGCAGGUCUCAGGCCGCCUGCUGCCGCGCGCUGGGCCCGGGCGCGGGGGCAGCCACUCCUCGCCGCUGCGCGCAAGGUCACCUUGUCUUGGAUCUGGCCCAAGCCCGGUCCACACUGGUGCUGCCCACAGGCCUCAUCGCUGCGGCCGGCACCAUGACAGUGACCCUGCGUAGCAGCCGGGAGCUGCCCUCAAGGCCUGACGGGGUGCUGCAUGUGGCCCUGCCCUCCGUGCUCACCCCACUGGCCCCGCCAGGCCUGCCAGGGCCCCCCAGGUCCCCGGGGCUCUGUGACGACAGUCCAACCAGCUGCUUUGGGGUGGGCAGUCCCCAGGAGGAGGGGCUGGCCUGGGAGGAGCCCGUUGCCCCUCGGGACGUGUUCUCAGGCCCUGCUCGCUGCCCUGCCCCGUACACCUUCUCCUUCGAGAUGCUGGUCACUGGGCCGUGCCUGCUGGCAGGCCUGGAGAGCCCCUCUCAUGCCCUGAGGGCAGAUGCCCCUCCUCACGCCAGCUCGGCAGCCACUGUGUGUGUCACCCUGGCAGAGGGCCACCGCUGUGAUCGAGCACUGGAGAUCCUGCUGCAUCCCAGUGAGCCCCACCAGCCGCACCUGAUGCUGGAGGCUGGCAGCCUGAGCUCAGCAGAGUAUGAAGCCUGGGUGAGGGCCCGCCGGGACUUCCAGAGGCUGCAGCACAGGGACAGUGAUGGGGACCGACAGGUGUGGUUCCUGCAGCGACGUUUCCACAAGGACAUCCUGAGGAACCCUGUUCUGAUGCUGAGUUUCUGCCCAGACCUGAGCGUUAAGCCCGGACACCUGGGCACAGCCACACGGGAGCUGCUCUUCCUCCUGGACGGCAGUGUCGUGGCUCACAAGGAUGCCAUUGUGUUGGCUGUGAAGUCUCUCCCACCUCAGACACUUGUCAACCUGGCCACGCUUGGCAUGACUGUGCAGCCCCUCUUCCCAGAGAGCCGACUCUGCAGUGAUGACACCGUUCAGCUGCUCUGUGAGAGUGUGGAGGGCUUGCAGGCCACAGGCAGCACCCCGGAUGUGCUGGCCGGGCUGGAUUGGGCAAUGGGGCAGCCCCAGCACAGGGCCCACCCCAGGCAGCUGUUUCUGCUCACCAGUGCUUCGCCCACAGCUGCCACUACCCACCAGACCCUGGAGUUCAUGCGGUGGCACAGGGGGACAGCCAGGUGCUUUUCCUUUGGGCUGGGGUCGGCCAGCCGCCAGCUGCUCCAGGGACUGUCUGCUGUCAGCCGAGGCCGUGCCUGCUUCCUGAGCUCCGGGGAGAGGCUGCAGCCUGUGCUGGUGCAGGCUCUGCGGAGGGCGCUGGAGCCAGCUCUGAGCGACAUCUCGGUGGACUGGUUUGUGCCCGAUGCUGUGGAGGCGCUGCUGACACCCCGGGAGAUCCCGGCACUCUAUCCAGGGGACCGACUGCUGGGUUACUGCUCCCUUUUCAGGGUGGACAGUUUCCGCUCCCGCCCGCCUGGGGGCCAGGAGCCCGGCUGGCAGAGCUUGGGUGGCUCUGUGUUCCCGUCACCAGAGGAAGAGCCAUCUGCUGCCAGCCUUGGCACUGAGCCCACUGGCACCACAGAGCCACCAGGGACAGGCACAGUGUCAGCAGAGCUGUCCAGCCCAUGGGCUGCUGGGGAUUCAGAGCAAAGUACUGAUGUUCUGACGGACCCAGCCACAGAUCCUGGACCUAACCCCUCCUCUGACACAGCCAUAUGGCGCCGCAUCUUCCAGUCCUCAUACAUCCGGGAGCAGUAUGUGCUCACCCAUUGCUCGGCCAGCCCCGAGCCAGGUCCAGGCUCCACUUGCAGCAGCGAGUCCCCUGGCUCCCAGGGCCCUGGCUCCCCUGAGGGAGGUGCUCCCCCGGAUCCCCCUUCUCAACAGGGCUGCCGCAGUCUAGCCUGGGUAGAACCAACGGGUACCCGUUCCUGCCCCCUGCCUGCAUCCUCAACGGCUUCAUUUAAGGGUGGACCUCUGAGUGCCGAAGGGCUGGGCCAUCAGCGCAGAGCAGUUCUGGCUGGCCGAAGCCUCUCAUCCCCCCUAGGCCAGACCAACCCAGCGCCUGGCCACCACCAGAACCCCUCUCUGGGUGCAGCACCAGAUGGGUCAGGCCAUGAGACAGGGCAGCCAUUGGGACAGGGCCUGGAUGACUCAGGAAACCCCCUCUCGCCAGCCCCCAUGGAAUGGGACAUGUUGAUGGAACCCCCUUUCUUAUUCACGGCCAUGUCCCCCAGUGAAGAGCCAGCCCCUUCAGCAUUAGCAGUGUCUCCCCAGGCUCCCCGCUGCCAUGUGGUGAUCCGGGGCUUGUGCGGUGAGCAGCCUAUGUGCUGGGAGGUAGAUGUGGGGCUGGAGACAUUGUGGGGGUCUGGGGAUGGAUCACAGCCUCCAUCAACUUCUGAAAGAGAAACGACUUGGGACCAAGCACUGCACCGGCUGACAGCGGCCUCGGUGAUCCAGGACAAUGAGAAGCUGGCUCUCCGAGGAGGGGCUGAAACUAUCGCUGACAGGGGCCCUGCCCGGAGGUCCUGGCUCCGAGCCCUUCAGACAAGCAAGGUCAGCUCUGCACCAUCCUGUUUCACCUGCCCUGUAGCUGUAGAUGCUGCCACCAGAGAGGUCCUGCCUGGUGCCGUGCAGGUGUGGACGUCAGAGCCAGCCCAGCUCCCCGUCACUCCGCCGGCCUCUCAGGGCUCUCUCGAUGCAGCCCAGCUGCCCCCAGCGGCCCACUCGCAAGGACUUGAAGCAGACUCUACUGCAGGCGCCUGGGAUCCGAACCAAAAUGGUGACUCCAGGCCUGGGCUGGGUGACUCUGCGGCCCCCGCUGUUGGUCCUCACUGCUCAUCCCUCCAGCCUCUCUCUAGGCUCAGCCUGGGCCGCCGGAAGCUCAAGGGUUCUGACAGCCGCAGGCUCUGCAGCCCUGAGGAGGACCAGGCCAGGGCCGCUGACCCUGAAAGCAGCCACCAUGACUACCUGCCUCUGGUGCGGCUUCAAGAGGCCGCGGGGUCCUUCCGCCUGGAUGGGCCCUUCUGCGCUGCGGUGCGCAUCCCGCAGGAGCGCCUGUGCCGCGCCUCCCCCUUUGCCGCGCACCGUGCCAGCCUCAGCCCGACCUCGGCCUCAUCCCCCUGGGCCCUCUUGGGCCCCGGAGUGGGCCAGGACGACAGCACCACGGCUUCCCGCAGUCCUUCCCCCAGCUCGGGCCCUAAGGGCCCUGGCCAGGUGGACAACGGGCAGGGAUCAAACGCAGGGCCCUCGGAGGGGGUGGAUGGACCGGAGGGGGUGGAUGGACCCGGACGCACUGACCUGCGGGGUCGGAGCUGGGCCACCGCAGUGGCUCUCGCGUGGCUGGAGCACCGCUGCGCCGCAGCCUUUGGUGAGUGGGAGCUGGCCGCUGCGAAGGCUGAUUGCUGGCUGCGGGCCCAACACCUGCCCGACGGCCUCGACCUGGCUGCCCUCAAAGCAGCGGCUCGUGGGCUCUUCCUGCUGCUGCGCCACUGGGACCAGAACCUGCAGCUGCACCUGCUGUGCUACAGCCCCGCCAAUGUGUGA
Elephantulus edwardii (Cape elephant shrew) is the source of this 3783-nucleotide messenger RNA. RefSeq names its product von Willebrand factor A domain containing 5B2 (gene VWA5B2). The transcript has 19 exons. The record is from RefSeq and is a predicted model, not a curated record. Bases 1 to 3783 code for a protein of 1260 amino acids. NCBI's taxonomy places the organism in Eukaryota, Metazoa, Chordata, Mammalia, Macroscelidea, Macroscelididae.